UAAUGAACAUGCUUACGUUUUUUAGAUUAACAACAGGAUGAUUACCUUUUAAGGCUAUUUUUAUGCUAACGAACCGGUUUUUUUAUUUUAAAGUAUAACUGCAAUUCUAGAGGUCCAAAAAAGGCGUAGGUUCCUGUGGUAAUGGAGGCCGGUGCCCCCCCCCCCCCAAUUUUCUAAUAUAUGCUCUUUCUAGUAGCUUUGCUAAGAUUUUUUGAAAUUUACUUCGCAAUAAAGUUCAUUGUGCAACCUCUAUUUAUACAAAUCGCAAUAUUUGAGGUGAAAGGUCCGUUGAAGAAAUAUAAUUUGUACUCCAUGAAAAUUUCAUACAACUUUGUUUAUUUGAAAACCUCGUUUUGCUUUGAAAAAUACAUGGAAAUCGUUAAUUUGUUAUUGAAAUCUCGUCGACGCUGACAUUCAGGGUUUCAAUAGGAAGAGAUACCUUUUAUCUGAUUUUGAUUCGGUUUGAUUUAGGUCAAUCAUGCUACAUUCUUGCUAGCCGAGAUUCUGGCUUGACCAAGAAAAUGCCAGUAAAGCUUUCUCCUUAUGAACAUGCUCUUCGCUAACUUUCUGAAGUUUCAGUAGUUUCCUUUUUGAUAUUAUAUGCUUAUAUUAUUAUUUUAUUCUUACGAAAUUAAGAACUUAUCAUCACUUGUCAUCGAUUAUCUUAAUCCAUCAUUUAUCUCCAAACAAUAUCAUCAUUAUAAAUAUUCAUUACCAAUUAUUAGCAUCAUCAUAUACAUCAUAAUCAUAAUCAUAAUCAUGAUUUAAUCAUAAUAAUGAAUAUUUGUCAUUAGUUUUCAAUGUCAUGGCCAAAUAAUAUCAUCGUUAUAAAUGAUAAUUACCGACCAUUACGAUCAUCUAACACAUCAUAAUCAUUAUCACAAUAAUGGUUAUCAAUUAUUUUUAGCCUAUAAUGUCAUCGUCUUCCUCGUCCACUUCUUCGUCAUCAGUCAAAAGGACCGUUUAGUUCCUAUUCGUUUAAAACGCAGAAUAACAUUCUGUUGUCAAUAAUAGCGUAUUGGUUAUUGGACUUAUUCCAAACAACCCUUCAUAGGUUUACCAAGACAAAGAACUGUUUCACGUCGAGUGAAUUAUUUACCUUUGUAACAGUUUGCUAAUUCCCUUUGAGCAAAUCCUUUUAUUUAUUCAAUAUUUAGCAACAUUGUCCUCUUAGGAGAUAGAUUAUGUCAGUCUGUGAUGGUUAAAAACUUCAAAGGAUUGAUCUGUAUUCUUAUUCGUUUCUUGACCUAAACAGACUGCUUAACUGAAACAUUCGUUUUUCUAUAUUCAGUCAGAUGCAGGCCACCCUCGUCAUUCCAGUACAAUAACUUUUCUCAAUGCCUUUAUUUGCUGCUGUUGUUGUUUGAAGAGCGGCGAAUGCUGAAGUAUUCUAUUAACUGUUUAGCAUUUUAGAAAUUAUGGGUGGGAAUUCCUGAUAAUACUGAAUUUAUUUUAGAAUGCAUUACAACAACUUUUGUUGUUUAUCAGGAUAUCACCCUACGUAAUCUCCAAAGCAAUGCUACUCUUUUUUCCAACAGCAACCACGCAAAAGUAAACAGUUUUUGCAGAGCAAAUGUUUUAAAAUGAAGUUCUUUUCAAAUAAAAGUGUUUUUGAGUUGCCUUCUCUUAAACUAGAUAUCGCAAAUGGCGGACUCCAUAAGCGAGGAUUACGCCACAGUUAACUAUGGUUAAAGGUAUAGAGCCGAGAUGGCCCUGAGGAGGAGGGGGAGUUGGGGGUGGCUUAGCCACUUAGACUUUAUCUCAAACAGUAAUCUUUUACUGCUUUAAGCGUCAAAGCAGAAGCCUGUUUCAACUUAAAUUAAAGAAUAUAAAAAAUUAGCAGCAAAAUAUAAGCCAUGUCACCAGUUUCGAAUUUAAAGUUUUUAGUUGUAUGGUCAAGUGGCAUAGACAGAAUGCUAACUUUUCAUUCGCGCUUUGCAUUGUUUUGCAAUUGGCACCAUUUCUAUCACUACGCAUGCGUCCUAAAAAAACUAACUCAGGUUCGCCCCAGGUUUGCGUUGAUCUACACUAGACUUUAUCUAAACUAACCCAGGUUCGCCCCUGGUUUGCGUUUAUUUACCCUACACUUAAUCGAAACUAACUCAGGUUCGCCCCAGGUUUGCGUUGAUUUACACUAGACUUUAUCUAAACUAACCCAGGUUCGCCCCUGGUUUGCGUUUAUUUAUCCUACACUUAAUCGAAACUAACCCAGGUUCGCCCCUGGUUUGCGUUUAUUUACCCUACACUUUAACUAAACUAACCCAGGCUCGACCUAGGACGAACCCACCUUUCGAGAUGGGUUGACUAACGCGGGGCGAACCUGGGUUAGUUUGCGUUUACACUACAAAAAUCUAACCUGGGUUAGUUUUAACGUUGGGCGAACCCACGUUAGUUUGUGUAAGGUAAACAGAGCUUAAAUGGUUUGUCAUUUUUUGGCGAAAUUCGUCAUUGAAUCGAAUUCAGUUGAUGACGUCAGUCCCAAUGAACAUUCUGAAUACGGACUGAAUGAAUAUUUUGACAAGUUUGGAUGAAUUACACGCUUUUUUAUAUAAGGAACCUACCUCAAGGCCUAGUUCCAAAAGUUCCAUAUUCGUAGACCUCAAAUAAUCAAAUUGUAGUACCAAAAGUUCCUUAAUAGUUCCUUAAUUUGUUUUGACUAAAUAAGCCCUUACAUUUAAUAGAGAUUCCUUAUAGUAUUCAUAACAGAGAUUCAUAAUAGAGAUUCAAAGUAGGUUCUUUGUAAAGUGGUUCCUUAUAACAAAAAAAGCGUGUAUAAGAAAGAUAUAAAGUAUAUUUGAUUGCACUUGAUAAAUAGUUUUCAAAAUAGAAUGAAUUUCACUGCGGUAUUGAAUUAGAAAGCUUUAUCAAGAAUUUACACUAUCCGGAAAUUGUUCUCUGUUUUGGCAGCCGUUAACAGAACAUGAUGCAAAAUACGAAACCACUACAAAUAACCUUUUUAGUUCUCUACCACCUCGAGGCUCUAAGUUCUGUCGCCAGGGGUUUUUUCACAUCUAGUCUUAGCGUACUGUGAUUAGAAAGCACCAAAAAGACUCUUUCUGGAUCAAUUAUCCUAUCAGAUAUUUACUCAAAUUCUGGCGCUACUCCAACUUGCUAUCGUUGGUUUCCUUUGUUGUAAAAUCGAAAAGUUUUGCCAGCACUCGAUUCGAGGCUGUCUUUGUGUAACCUCACCUCAUGUAAUUUAGACAGUUGGGUGCGAGUAGGGGGAUGGGGGCUGUCUUCCAAAUGCUAGCAGUGAUUCUGCACUCACCCACAUCGUCAUAGCUAUAACUUUGUUGUGAAAGCCCUGCUACAAUGGUUGCCAAAAGGCUUGGUACACUAACGUCAUUUUCCAACGGCAAAUUCAGCCACCCCCUUUGAACAAUGUUGGUUUACGACAAAACGACAUAGGGGUUUAGGAAGAGCCCUUCAUUCUGCGACUUCUAAGAUAUGUUUCGAAAUUAUCGACAUUAUUUAGGGGAGGGGGUGCGGAAAUAGGAGAAUCUGGGAAAAGAAUUGAAAAAUAUAAAAACACAACGCAAAUCGCUCGGUAUUCCAAGUACUUUCGGCAAUGGUUGUAGUCGCCCGUGUAGAACUGAACGAUUUAAUAAACCCUCUGUUUGACAUAUAAAACGCUCUGGAUGUACUAACUGUAAAAAGGCUUGCCUAAUAUUAUCUUGACGUCGUUUUUAUCAAGGUCAAUUAGGCAAAAGUUCACGAAUAUUCCACAACCUUAAGAAAAAGUUCUAAAAAGCAUUUAUCAAGUUUCAUUUGAAACAUACGCGUUUCCUAAACUCGUAUUGUGCGUUUCUGGAAAGAUUAUCUUGAGACUGUUUCGACACACUCCAAAACCGAAAUUCUUAUUCUCAAGUUAUUUUACCGCACAAAGUUGUGAGAUGAAAAUCGCGGUUUGUUACUCACGUGUAGAAAUUCUUUAAAUAAUUUAUUAAGCCUUGGGUUCUUUGUGAAGAAACCGAAAUAUAGGACGGGCGUGUACGGUGAACUCUGUUAGAUUAAUUUUUCUGUACAAAAGAAUGUGUGUCACUUCGAAGUUUAUUACAGUUCUGCUAUUGAAGAUACUUGGGUGAUCUUGGUUGAAAUAAGGCUUGUAUAUGUGCAAUUGGAAAAGAGGUGAGACACUGCACUAGUGACGCACAUACCAGGGGUGUUGGGGUUGCGACACCCUACAAUGCUUUUCUGUCAUUCGUUCAAUUUUGCUUUGAUUCUGUUAAAUGAAUUUUUAGUAUGCAGAACGCAAAGGUUUCACUUGGUUUAUCUUCUUAUUUUAUCGUUAAAGGUUAGUUGUAAAAAUGGGCGUUUCCUACAUUCGCUAGCCAUCUGAAGGGUGUGGCUCCAAUAUCCAAUCAUUAUAUGACACUCCCCAAUCCUUGCCUCUAAAAUCCGUCCCCGUGCUGCACCGCAGCGAGCUAAUGGCGGCACCCUUCUCCAAACCUCGUAAUUUUUCAAUGAACUGCCUCGUUUUUCCCUGCCUUACAUCUUAGUACAUUAAUUCAACAAUAAAUCUUUGCACAUUUUCGCUUGUGUCGCCAUCUCCCUCUUCAAACAGUAUUGUUUUAUAAAUUUUUGCAGAUUUGUUUGUUCAUAAAUUAUUAGCAUGUAGAUAGUGAACUCGAUUGUCAGUGAGCUCUAGAAGAAGGGGAGGAGGGCGUUCUGGCCCAUUCAAUAUAUGAGACACCACUUAUUUCCGAUAAAAUUGAAAACUCGCCAAAAUCACCCCUAGGUGACAAGAACCUGUAGUUUAAUGAGACGGAGUUUUUUAAAUGAAUUUCAACAACAGUUUAUCUAAUCUAUUACAAAAACUUGAUUGCAAUAGAAAAAGUUCCACAUGUUUUUGUGAGGACAAAUUCGUCGUGAAUGUCUUCUUUGAAAAACUAGUGUAAAUGCUUCUAUUUCCCAAAUACUUUGUAAAAGUAGAAAAGUUUUUUCUCAAAGGUAUUCAGAAAACAGAAUAGAUUUAUCAAUGCAUGACUUUGAUCAAUGCAAUCCAGCGUUCAUAUUUUGAAUCAUUUCGCACAUUACGUUUGUUUGGUUAUUCCCAACUACUCAUAGAAGCUUUCUAUUUUGAAGGACGUUUAAAACUGCACUACCACUUUUAUGACGCAUGCUUUACUCUUCUGCCCAUUGAAUCUGUUGAGUCAAUGUAAACAAAACAAAAACUCGUUAUUUUCUCCAAUAUGUAAACCAUUUUCUCCCCCAUUGUUAUGAAGUCUUUGCUUGGGUGGCUUCCCCCCGGCCAGUGGUCAGUCGCGACUGGAGUGUAACAAGAUCGUAACCGACAGGAUUUCGUUCAUCGAGAAAGAUUAGUUUGACGAUAAUCUACGACUGGAUAUGUUAUGCUAUUGCCACCAACCGCACCGUUGAACAUUGCUGGCCUUUGAAGUGAUUUUAUCUAUGUUUUUAAGUCAUUUUCUUACCUAUUUCGCGGUCAAAAAUGGUUAUGGAAAAGUCUGAGCUGUCUAUUCGAAAAAUUUCGUCUGAUCAGAAUGGAUCAAGCGCAGGGGAGAACGAACUUAGGAUGGUUGUUGAGUCCAUUGAUUUGCCGCUGCGUGGCCUCACAGUUGUUCGACCGGUCCACUCAAGUGUCCUCCACAGAAGUCACUGUUUUCAAAUUACAACACCUUUAGAAACGAGGUAUUUCACUUGCAAUUCAGCCGAGGAUGCAAGCAAUUGGGUUGCCGGCCUCAAGGAAAUAAUUUACCCAAAUCGAGACAAAGAGAAAAGGGUUGACACCUCCCUGGAUGUUUGGCUAUUUGAGGCCAAAGGGCUUCCAUCAAAGAAAAGGUAUUACUGCGAAAUUGUCUUGGAUAAAGUUCUCUACGGAAGGACAUCAACGAAAUUGAAGUCUGAUAUACUUUUUUGGGGCGAACAGUUUUCAUUCGAUGACCUCCCAGGCGUCGAAAGAUUAUGUCUUUAUGUGUUCAGAGAGAAUGACAGCAAAAAGAAACGGAAAGAAAGGAGUGCUUUUGUCGGGUCUGUUGAAGUUCCUUUGGACACGAUUCCUGCGAACAACGAAGUUGAACAAUGGCUACACCUCCGCCUACCGGGAACCUCACCAAGACCUUCUCCGAAAAACUCCAGCAAUAAAAAUGAUACGCCAUCCAUUCGCGUUAAGGUGAAGUACCAGACAGUUGCCAUACAGCCAAUCUCAAAAUACAGAGACCUCCACGAGUACAUUAAACAAAACUACUUCCUGUUAUGCAAAGAGCUGGAACCCGCUAUAAGCCUAAGAGCUAAGGAUGAUUUGGCCCAAACGCUCUUAAGAAUUCUUCAAGUGACAAAACAAGCCAAAGAAUUUCUGGCUGAUAUCAUAAUUGCAGAGGUCAAUUCUCUUGACAAUGAAAACCUAACAUUCCGCGGCAACACACUUGCUACCAAAUCUAUGGACACUUACAUGAAGAUGGUUGGUCACAAGUAUUUGCAAAAGACAUUUGCACAGUUCAUAAAACGGCUAUAUGAUCUUCAGGACGAAUUCGAGGUUGACCCGACGAAACUUACUAGCGGUAAUUUGCUGGACAAUCAAAAGAAUCUCUUAAAGUUGGUGGAAGAAGCCUGGGCGCGAGUUCUUGGAUCAUAUUACCUCUUCCCAGCUGACCUUCAGGAAACGUUUUGCCUGAUCAAGAAGAGGUGCGAGGCGAUUGAGAAGGAUGUCAGUGUAAAGCUUAUAAGUGGUUCCAUUUUUCUUCGAUUUCUGUGUCCAGCAAUCCUAUCGCCAAGUCUUUUCCAUUUAACAAGAGAAUAUCCCGACGAAAAGACCGGGCGAUGUCUCACCUUAAUUGCAAAAGCACUUCAAAAUCUUGCAAACUUUACAAGGUUUGGUGGUAAAGAAGAGUACAUGGAGAGUCUGAACGAGUUCGUUGAGAGAGAGCUUCCAAACAUGAAAAAUUUUCUGGAUCUUAUUUCAAGUAAACCAGAGCAUUGCGAGCAAAGCAGCUUUGAUAGUUACAUCGAUAUUGGUAGGGAACUGGCGGUCAUCUCAAAACUUCUAAUGGAACAGCUGCCCUUGCUGAAUGAGGAUUCACGGGCAAGACUCAGUCCAUUGGAAUCAAUAAUAGAAUCACUGAAAAUGACGUCAAGUAGGAUAAUUGGCGUGCAAUCUUUGAAAGUCAAUGAUCUGGAAGUAGAUAGGCUUUCGCCAAUGCCUCGUUCUCAUAGCAUACCGAAAGAAUCUGAGCAUGGAGUAUUUCGCAGUAUGUCGACGGGCAGCAGGCCCGUAAACGCCAAUAGGGUCUCUAUGUAUAAAGACUGUGUCUUAAGCAGUGCCCAAGACUAUGUGUCGGGGUGCUCGUUGAUAGCCCAUACGCCAUGUAAACCAAAGUCAGGUAACUCCAAACGGACAAAAGGUCGUGCGUCCGACCAGAAGUUGCGAUUUUGGUCAAACAGAUCAUUUAAAGGCCAAGAUUCGAAUCUGUCACUUGAUCAAUCAAACUUUGUCCGCAGUUCAUCUUAUCAUGGACGGAGCUCUAGGGAUGAGCGAUCAAAUUACUUUUCGAUGUCGCAAUCCUUUGAUACUGGCUCUAACCCGAAUCGAUCAACUGCAUCUUUAAAAUCUGAUUCAAGGCUCAAAGCUCUGUCCGACCCAGUGCCUCCCGAGCUUGCAAAUUCGAGAUCACUUCAAGAGCGUUCUUUGCUUAUCAAUGACGAUGGAACAGCCAAGGCUCGAAGUAACAGUUUUGCCAACGGUGCUAAAUCUCUCUCUGCUAGCCGGCUGCAGGAUUCGUCUUUGGAUGGCGAUAAAACCAUCCGACGUCUUCCAGACAUCAUCCAUGAAUUGGUGUCACGAGAUGAUAUCACUUUACAGCCCGACCAACCCCUGUAUUUUUCGCCAGCAACUGAACCGAUGACACCGUUAGGAAAUCGAAACUUCAAGUUUGGUUUUAGUUAUGGCAAUCAAAGUGAGGAGGGUUCAUUAAACAGUAUCACGGACUUUGACAACCAGAAGCAUAUAAAUGCAAAGCAGACAAAUGGAGAUCGUAGCAAUAAUGAAAGUUCUUGCGAAGCCAGCGAUGCUGGGCCACUUGCCAUACCUAUAAGUUAUAACACGUGGUCAAGCAAAUCUUCAGACAGUGACUCGCUUGCUGCGCCAGGAAAUUACCGUAUAUCGCUGCAGGAACUGAAUGGUACCGAUACCGGCACACCUCACUUGCGUAGAAAUUUUGCCGCCGAAUUGUCAAUUGUUAAACAUCCAAAUUUGUCAUCGAAUUCGGAAAUGAGCCUCAUCAGCCCCCAGGAUGGAAAUCUCGACGAGGGACUUAAAUACAAGCCGCACUCGGACUCAAUUUUGUCCGGGUACUCUUCGAUUAGUUCAGACCGUGAGCGAACUUCUGAUCAUGAGGCUGCUUCCAUUUGUUCCAACGAAACGUGUAGCUGCACCUGUUCGGAGGACCAGGAAUCCCCAGCGCAUCGUGGUAAAGAACGCAGCCACAGACGCCACCAUCCUCAUAAUCUGAAUGACAGUUUUUACGACGAUCGAUCAACAGGGCAACCUCUUGAAAGUUCAAACGAACAUCACAACGUCCAAGAGAGCAUGGAACGAGACGUCGUUGCUGAAGGAAAGGCACCUGAAGAGUAUGAGAUUGAGAAUGCCUCUUUGAGACGUCAGCUGCUCGAGUGCCAGGUCAAACUGCGUUUAAAAGGAGAAGAGCUUGCCAAGUUUGCGAACAGUUACGAGCAGAGAAUGGCUGCACAUAAAAAGAAGCUAGCAGACACCGAAGCUAGGCUGCGUAAGCAGAAAAAGGAGAAGGACGAGCAAAUGAAAAGCAUCAUAUCAAGGCUGAUGAACGUCGAAGGUGAACUAAGAAAAGAACAGGCUGAAAUGCAAGAGGUCAUAGAGGCAAAGCAGCAUAUAAUUGAAGUGCAGGAAAAGAGGAUUAAGUCACUGGACACUGCUAAUCGAAGGCUUGUUGCUGCUCUGACGCAGCUGAGGAAUAAGUACGGCAGUAGAAAUGGCACCAUACAAAAGAAAUCAGAAGACCCUGAGCGAAGGGCGAAGAACGACCCUGACAGCACGAACUGUAGCGACAGUCAAGAUGUAUAAUUUUUCGUGCGGCCGUUCUUAUGAUUUUUGUUAAAUACUUCUAUGUUGAAUUGGCUAGCUUUUUAUUAAUUUAGAACUUUUCGUUAGCGAAAUCUGUAAAUGUGGGAUAUUCCUUCGCGCAUUCUAGUUGAUAUCGGGUGGUGCAUACAGAUAUUUUGUAAAUACUUGUGACGUUUCUGUGUUGCCUGUUCAGGGAGAAAGCGAGGCAUCAUGUAAAUUCAGUAUUCAUACUUCAUUUAUAUCAGCAUGCACCUGUCCGCAGGCACUUUUUGGCUCCGAUGUGAAUAGCCUGCUUUGUCUGCAAUUCAAGAAGAACAAUAAGAUGGACCUCUUCUAUCUAGAAAAGUAUAUAUACUUUUAAAUUCUGACAAAGUGAAAGUUACCAACUGCAAGUCCACAUGAUUUACUAAGUCCGCAUUAUCGAUCGUAUCGAGGAACUCGAUCUGCCCCAAAUCUGCCACCAAGCUUACAGCUUUACAACCAAAUUGGUUUUAUUUUGAUUAAUCUGCAAAGAGGCGUCUUUAUUUGACAUUUGAUGUUUAGAAAUAUUUUUGUAAAUGUUGAUAGUGAUUAAAACCAUUCAGUCAUUACGUUGAGUAUCAAGGUAA
This is a messenger RNA of Rhopilema esculentum, 9660 nucleotides long. RefSeq lists its product as uncharacterized. Lineage: Eukaryota; Metazoa; Cnidaria; Scyphozoa; Rhizostomeae; Rhizostomatidae. Gene Ontology annotation, biological process: regulation of GTPase activity. The record is from RefSeq and is a predicted model, not a curated record.